CGGAAGCGACUGCCUGCGUGGUGUCGGCGCACGGAGCGGGCGAUGCAGACCGACGCCAAGAUGCGCGCUGAGUACGGGACAGAUUCCUGCCCUCGGGGCCCCGGCUGCAGCCUCCGGCACUUUGCUUGCGAACAGAACCUGCUGUCCCGGCCGGAUGGCUCUGCUUCGUUCCUGCAAGGAGAUACCUCCGUCCUAGCAGGCGUGUAUGGGCCGGCAGAGGUGAAGGUCAGCAAAGAGAUCUUCAACAAGGCUACACUGGAAGUGAUCUUGAGACCAAAGAUCGGGCUGCCUGGUGUAGCGGAGAAGAGCCGGGAGCGGCUGAUCAGGAACACGUGUGAAGCAGUGGUGCUGGGGACGCUACACCCCCGCACCUCCAUCACCAUCGUGCUGCAGGUCAUCAGCGAUGCUGGCUCUCUCCUGGCCUGUUGCCUGAACGCUGCCUGCAUGGCAUUGGUAGACGCAGGUGUGCCCAUGCGGGCUCUCUUCUGUGGUGUCACCUGUGCCCUGGACUCUGAUGGGACCCUUGUGCUGGACCCCACAGCCAAGCAAGAAAAGGAGGCCCGGGCAGUCCUGACCUUUGCACUCGACAGCGUAGACCAGAAGCUGCUCAUGUCCACCACCAAGGGGCUCUACUCUGAUGCUGAGCUCCAGCAGUGCCUGGCUGCAGCCCAGGCUGCCUCACAACACGUCUUCCGCUUCUACCGGGAAUCGCUGCAGAGGCGUUACUCCAAGAGCUGAGGCAAGCUGGGGCAUGGUGCCCCUCCCGCCGCCACCACCCACUACCUCCAGAGCAAAAUAAACCAGCGGCCCAGCCUUGCUGCUCUGUCCUUGUGUACCCGGGGAUGACCUGAACCACCCCAGGAGAGCACUUGACUGCAGCCCCCAGGGUUGAGGGGACACAGACACCCUCACACACACUGGGAAAACACAACUAGGAUUGCACGUUUACUGAAUGAAUUCACUUAGUCUAACAAAUAUCUGUGGAGCACCCACCUGUGCAGGCCCUGCCAGGUCCUGAGGACCCGGCAGUGAAUGAGAAACCCAGGUCCCAGGUUCAAGGAGCAGUGGGGUGGUGGGCAAAUAAAAUUGGUGUUUGUCA
Miniopterus natalensis is the source of this 1099-nucleotide messenger RNA. It is a transcript of the gene EXOSC5, whose product is annotated as exosome component 5. Gene Ontology annotation, cellular component: nucleolus; nuclear exosome (RNase complex); cytoplasmic exosome (RNase complex). Lineage: Eukaryota; Metazoa; Chordata; Mammalia; Chiroptera; Miniopteridae. Gene Ontology annotation, biological process: U4 snRNA 3'-end processing; nuclear mRNA surveillance; rRNA catabolic process. The record is from RefSeq and is a predicted model, not a curated record. Gene Ontology annotation, molecular function: RNA binding.